Anthostomella pinea is the source of this 2241-nucleotide messenger RNA. NCBI's taxonomy places the organism in Eukaryota, Fungi, Ascomycota, Sordariomycetes, Xylariales, Xylariaceae. The record is from the annotation of a GenBank genome assembly.
AUGGCCCCCGACAGUCCUGUCAGGAACACCUCGCCUGGCAUGGCUGAGGUCGACACUGAGGCUCCUCCCUCUCCCUCUUCGUAUCCACCCUUGGGAGCAAUCAAAGUUAGCAGACAGUAUUUCUAUGAACUUACUAUCCGACGGAAGCUUGCAAACCAUGGAAACGAUGCGACGAGAGAGACCAACUAUCGCCUUCAAGGCAUAAACCUGAUUCAGGAGGUGCGCACGGCUUUGGGAAUGCCCAUCAAUACCUAUACUGCUGCUUGCACAUUCUAUCAUCGCUUUCGCCUCAAGUACCCCGGAAGCGAGUACAACUGCAAUGACGCUGCGCUGGCUUGCCUCUGGGCUGCAUGCAAGUCUGAGGAUACUCUGAAGAAGUCAAAGGAAAUCUUGUGUGCUAGCUACAACAUUAAGAAUCCGGGCAGCCACACCCAUCCCGAUGACAAGAUCUUUGAGAAUCAGGCCAAGAUGCUCAUUGGGCUCGAGCGGCACAUUAUCGAGACCUUACGAUUCGACUUCAGAGUGCGGUACCCGCAGACGAUCCUCUGCAAGCUUGUUAAAGAGAUCGCGGGAUCUGGAACCCUUGCCAAACAAUUCUACGGUAUGGCCUUCCAGAUGUCGGUCGACAUGUACAAGACAUUCGCACCGAUGAAGCAGACCACGUUCACUUGCGCUGUCAUGGUGGCUCAACUGACCUCACUUAUCACCAACCAAUUUCGUGACAAGUUCAUGGCCUUGGAUUUCGCGAAGUACCAUACUCGCUUGCACUUCGUCUCUGAAAUCAUGCUUGACGUCCUGGAUCUCUACACCGAUCAUCACAACUCCACCCUGCUCGGCAAGGUUUUUGACGUGCAGGUCUUCAUUAACGUUAAGAUCCGCGUCAACGCAAAGCUCGAAGAGUCUCGUACUGCCCGCUACUUCAACUAUUGCGCCAAAUGCUUCAGCAACCCUGCCCCCCCUUCUCCUUCCGACGGCUCACCCGCGUCGCCCCAUAGCACUGCAGGCACCAACAGUACCAUUAAGCGUGGGACUAGGAGACCCGAUGAGACUAUACGUUUCCUCUUUGAUGCUGCUGAGGCUCGCCACGAGCACGAGACUUACGAACAUCUUGUUGACGACGACGUGACCCUCGCCCGCCUCGAGAACCUCGUGGACACCCUCGAGAAUUCCCCCGAGAUGCCCCUCGCGAACCUCAUCGGGACCCCCCUCGAGACGCCCCUCGUGAACCCAGCGGACCUCCUCGAGACGCCCCACGCGAACCCCGUGGACCUCGUGAGAUUCGUGGUGGGCCCCGGGGCCCUCGUGGAGAUGGUCGUGGUCGUGGUCGAGGUGGAUCUGGCCCUGGCAACCGUGGCGGAUUUGGACCAGCUCGUGGAGGUCGAGGUGGAUUUGACCGUGGUGGUUUUGGACCAGCUCGUGGAGGUCGUGGUGGGUUCGACCCUGGUUGGCACCCUGGCAACCGCGAUCGCCGCCGAGAUCAGAGUCCCCGCCGACGCGGCCCAGAACCGCCAGAACCAGCAGCGCAGCCGCGCCCGUCAGCGCGAGUACGUCGCGGACCUCGAGCGCAGGGUCCGCGCGUACGAGGCCCGGGAUGCGCGGGCUACGGUUGAGAUGCAGCGCGCGGCGCGGGAGGUCGCGUGGCGAAAUGAGAGGCUGGUGGCUAUGUUAAGGAGUAGGGGGGUGUCUGCUGAGGAGAUUGAGAGAUUUUUGAGGGCGGGAGAGGGAGAGGGGGCGGCGGGUGAGGGUGAGGUGGGCUUAAUGAGAGCUGGUCGGGGCGUGGAGGUCGGGAGAGGCUCCGAUGGCCGGGCUGGAGCUGAUGGUGGCGAGUCUCGGGCUGGCUUGGGUAUGGAUGUCGCGGUCACACCGCUGUCUCCGCCGAGGGUAGCCCAGAGUUCGUCUGCGGUGGAUGUGGUUGGACGCGCAGCCCGGCAGGCCAUUUUCAGUCCCGCAAGCCCGGAAGCGCAAAGCAGUGUCGCUGAUCCUGCCGCCGCCGCGGAACCAAUGGACAACCAAGAACUCGCAGUGUGCAAUGGGGCAUUGAGUGUGUCUGGAUCGCACGAGAGCGCCGGUACAGAUUCGCGAGUGCUGAUGACGUCCUGCGAUGCCGCGGCUAGCAUCAUCGCCGAUUUUCAUGGACAUGGAGAUGCUACGGAGGCGCGGAUGAUACUGGGCUGUGGCAGCAAAAGCAACUGCCACGUCAAGAACACGCGGUUGUUUCAGCUCAUGGACGAAGCAGGUUGA